Molecule: messenger RNA, 723 nt
Organism: Penicillium odoratum
Lineage: Eukaryota; Fungi; Ascomycota; Eurotiomycetes; Eurotiales; Aspergillaceae
Product: ThiJ/PfpI family protein
Exons: 1
Coding region: 1-723 (240 amino acids)
Source: RefSeq, a predicted model, not a curated record
AUGUCUGAACCACCUCCGAAGAAAAAGUAUAAGGUCGCCGUGCUGAUCUAUCACGGCGCAGAUAUCCUCGACUUCACAGGUCCGAUGCAAGUGAUGUCUCACGUCUCGCAUCAAGACGAUCCGGAUCCCGUUUUCGAAGUCAAGACUAUCGCCCAGAAGAAUAUGGUCCACACCUCGAGCUAUCUUCACAUCAAACCCGAUAUCUGGUUACCAGACACUCUGGAUAGUAUCGCACAAUAUGAUAUCCUCAUAGUUCCUGGCGCUUCACUACCAACCCUCCAGAAGAUAAUCAACGACACCAAAAUCCCGGAAUUAAAUUUGAUUCGCCGAUAUACUUCAGAGCUUACUCGUUCCCGUGUCCUCGUCUCGGUCUGCACGGGUGCAGUACUUCUCGGCGCAGCCGGUAUUCUAUCCGGACUAACUGUAACAGCACACCACCUCGCCCUGGAAAUAUUGGGAGAACUCUGUUCUACGCAGGACCAAGCAAAACUCUCGACAAAGAUUGUGCAUCGACGGUUCGUUGACGGCGGGGUUGUAAAAAGAACCAGAGUCCAGAUUAUAUCCUCUGGCGGGACGAGCGCCGGCAUCGACGCGACGUUCUACAUCAUUUGCCGACUUCUAAGUGCUGAAGCGGCGUCAUCUGUUUCUAAAACUAUGGAGUAUGGGUGGCAAGAGCCGCAGAAUGGGGACUGGCCUACGAAGUUUCACUGCAUCUUAGACUGA